This is a messenger RNA of Saccharomyces kudriavzevii IFO 1802, 1629 nucleotides long. RefSeq lists its product as uncharacterized. The transcript is spliced from 2 exons. The record is from RefSeq and is a predicted model, not a curated record. Bases 1 to 1629 code for a protein of 542 amino acids. NCBI's taxonomy places the organism in Eukaryota, Fungi, Ascomycota, Saccharomycetes, Saccharomycetales, Saccharomycetaceae.
AUGAUGAGAUGUUUGAGAGCGCUCCUGGUUCUCUUGGCCGGUGGAGGUAGUUUCAAUCUCCCAGCGGUUCGAGGUAAAACAGUGGCAGAUCCUAACUUGUGUCCAAGCUACAAUUCACAACUAAAUUCUCCUUUUCUUACCAGUUGUAAUCAAGAUUUGAAUAAAUGCGUCUUUCACUAUUUUGAUGAACAAUAUGCAUUUUGCCGGUCGUGCGUCAUCGUAAAUAAUGAAACUAUGGAAGACUCAAAUAAUUGCAGAUGUCUGCAAUGUGCUUUAAGUUCCCUUAACAAUAGUUGCUUCCAGGACUACUGCACUUCAGGAGAUGAGUAUAAAAAACUGCAGAUAUUUAUCGAGCAGUUUCAAAGAGUAAUUGGAGCGGUGGACAAUGGAGUAAGUUUAAAGUCAAGAAAUAAUAAAUUUUCAAGUAAGAAAUUGUCUUAUUUUGUCGAUCAAAACCACACUGUUUUCAGAAACCCCUUGCCAUUCGAGAAAACCCAAUUAAUCUCUGCAUUGUUAACCUCUUUAACGAAUAACCAGAACCGAAAGGCACCACUUGACAUCUCCAAAAAAGUCGAUAUGCAUAGUGAAACUCAACGUUUGCGUAAGAGAAGAAGGACUAAAAAAAAAUCACCAAAAACACCUGAGAAUGAAGAUGAAGAUGAAGACGGAAAUGACUGCGACGCACCUGAUGGGAAGCAAGAAAACAGCAAGCAAUGUUAUGAAAGUCUAGAAAUGAAUGAUGAAAAAUGUGGUGAGACUUACGAUGAAAAUAACGGUGGAGAUGCCGAUGACGGCGAUGAUGAUGAUAAUCGAGAUAUAUCUACAAAGCACUCAUUAUUAUACACCAUAACCGAAAUUCAUACGACCUGUCUUCCUAAAGAAAAAAAAUUAACCGCAAGAAAACCAAGGGAAUUUUCAAAGAAUUAUUUGGUGAGUGAGUCUCAGAGCACGAAAACAAUAACCACGGAUGUUUUAUACAAAACAGAUACUGAAACCGAAACAAAGACCACCCUGAUCACCUCAACAGAGGCAAAAAGAAGAUGGCUUCCGAGGACAGCAACUAUAACGACUGUUGCCGUUAGAACCGCCGUAAGUACUACUACUACUACUACUGCAAAAGCGAUUUCAACAAGUUUGUUAAAAACUGUGGUUAAUCCAGGAAGGUUUAAGAAGGUAACUGGAAUUAAACUUGGUCCUCUUAAUGCCAGCGAUGAGGCUGUUCCGCCACCCAAUAAGAGAAUUGAACGAUCAGUGGUAGGAAGAAAUAGGAUCUCUGAUUACAAUAUUGCUAGUACGCAAACCAAUUUAAUCUCUACAGCCACCUCGCAAACGCCCUCUCAAGCAGAGUUUAGUUCCGGUCAAUAUAUAUCGGCGGCCUCUCAACUAGAUAAAGAGAUUUUCAUAUUCACUGCUAUUACAGUCUCAAUUACUACUCUAAUGAUGCUGGGAUUUUCUUACCGGUCGCGAGUGUCCUUUGGAGAAUACAGUAAUGAUGAAUCAGAGGACGAUGAAGAUUGGUCAGAUGAAGAAGUUGAACUUGAUGAAGAGGAUUUUUAUUCUCUUCCCGUAAGCAUACCAGAAAAGGGAAUCAGUUUGGAUAAAAUGGCACAACAACUUGGUGUGGAGUAA